UCUGCUUUUCUCAGAGAACUUCAGAGAAGGACGGUAACACCAGCUCUAAACGAACUACACAUGACUCUUAUUUUCGCCUCCCCUCCCCAAUCCCCAAGGGUUUCCUAUGUGUAUUUCAAGAGCCAGAUACCCUUGAUAGAAGAACUGCUGGGGUUCCUCCCACAGUAAUUGCUUUAUCAGGCAGCGAGGUUUUGCUUUUCUAAGAGGCGAGCACCUGAACCCGAGGGCCAGCGUGGGCUUUGCCAAACGCUGCUUGGUCUCCGAGCCACCAGUGACAGCUAGUCUGUGUUUCAUCAGCUCCCCGGGGCUGCAUUUCACCAGGCCCCUUUGCCAGGGCCUCCCCGGCAGGCAGCGUCAACAAGUGUUGCACCUACUGCAGAAACAGCCCUCAAGUUUCAUCACAGUGAUGCUAAAAACUAUUCUCCAGCUUCAGCAAUGACCUAGUUCAUUCAAGGGCAGGGGGGAAAAAUGCUCUUCUUCCAGCACUUGCCUGGGCAUGGAAUUUUCUCUUAGGAAUAUAGGAGAUUUUCUGGAAACAGACCCAACUGUGCCUUGAAAACCUUUGGAAGAGACCCUGAACCCUGUUAAGUCCUCUGAAUCCCCAGCCCCAGGAACAGGGACGCCCAAUCAAUGCCUCACACGCAGCCUGGGGAGCCCACAGCUGAGCCAGCACCUCCUAUCACGUCUCUUGGACCAAAAGUAUUGAACAUCAGUGCCCCGUGGCUGGGAUAUGUGAUGACCGAACCAACAAUGUUCACGUGGCAUGAAAGGAUGACGGACUCAGGAGGGCCCCAGAGGUGCACACUUUGUUUCUUGUCUACAUUGCUUUCCCAGAAAAUUCCCGAGAAGUCAGAUGCUGUGCUUCGCUGCAUGAUAUCUGGUCAGCCCAAGCCAGAGGUUACUUGGUAUAAGAAUGGUCGAACCAUAGAUAACUGUGGCAUUGUCUCCAGUUAUGAAUUCUUCGAGAAUCAAUAUAUUCAUGUAUUACAUCUCUCUUGCUGUACCCCAGAGGACACUGCUGUUUAUCAAAUCUCUGCUAAAAACUGUUUUGGGAUGAUCUGCUGUUCUGCUUCCAUUGAAGUUGAGUGCUCGUCAGAGAACCUACAACUCUCUCCUAGCCCAAAAGAUGAGGGGGAUGCGGGUUGGAACCGUGAAAUGGAGACAUAUGAGCAGGAAAACACAAGUCAAAUUGAUGAGAAAGAACAUCCUUAUAGGGAAGAAGAACGUAUUGCCUCUGGUCCUCCCACAUCAGCUGAUUCCCCUUCCUCCCAAUUCGAUGGGCCAUGUUCACUUCAGUUAUUGGCCAAUAAUGACCUUGAUGUAUCCAGUUCUGAAAAUCUCUCGGACGUUAAAGACACAAGGCAAACUGAAGAGGCUUGUGAUCCAAAUCACAGAGAGGAAACUGCAGAUGGGUUGCUUUUUCCUAAUUCAAGUAAUAUUCCCAGUAAAGAAGGUGGGUUUUGCCACAGGAUCGUGCAUUCCAGAGUGUCCAGGUUAAUGGAGGGUGCCUUAGAGUGUAAUGGCCCUAAUGAGGAAGACUUAAACUCUAGCCACCACAAUCCCAAAGUACAGAAGUAUAUCAGCUUUAGCCUACCGCUGACGGAGGCAGCCUCAUCCACUUCCCCAGGUGACAGGUCCACGGUCAACAAGCCCAUCAGCCCACCGGCUUCCAGCAUAGACUCUGACAGUGAUUAUGAACUUUGCCCAGAGAUAACCCUAACCUACACUGAGGAGUUUUCAGACGAUGACCUGGAGUAUCUGGAAUGUUCCGACGUUAUGACAGAUUACUCUAAUGCAGUUUGGCAAAGGAACCUGCAGGGGACUGGGCAUGUUUUUUUAUUAGAAAGCGAUGACGAAGAGAUGGAAUUCCAUGAGUGUGGCCUGGGUGGGUGUGAGCGUUUCCUCAGUGAAAUGGGUUGUGGGCCUCUGGUGUCAGAUGACACGGGGCCUAUGGAUGCCACCACUGGCCUCCGUGGUCAUCACUCACCACCCCAAGAAGUGGGGGUGAGGAGCAGCCUUGCCUCCACGGGCUGUGCCUCAUCCCAGCAAACAGGGAUGACCCUGAUGCUGGGACCUCACCGGGAUGGGACGUCUAUGGUGACAGACCAGGAAAGAUCUAAUGCACCCGCUGCUUCAGAGGCUGCUGAAAAUGGUUAUUCAGGAAUUCCAGGAGAAACCAGAGACAGCCAGGCAGGAGAGGGAUUCGCCAGUGACAAUCUGCUAACCAUGGAUAAAGCUGUGACAGGGAGAAAGGGGAAGUGCUUGUCUGGUGAGUUUAGAAAAUCAGGGAUGAACCAGUGUUGGGAGAGCGCAGCUGAGGAAAGAGCAGCAGGAAAGGACUCCUUGAGCAGGAGGAGCACAGAGAAACCUGCCAGGGCCAGGCCACCAGGAGUUAAGGGAAGAGCCAGGAAGCUGAACCCCAACUUGGACGAAAGGGCUGCAGAAGCCUCCCUUAAUCGCCUCUGUCCCAAGGGACCUGUGAAGCACCCCUGCACCCCAAGUGAUCAAAGAGCGAGUUCCCACGCCAGAGCAGAAGCUACUGAUCUGAAUUCCCAGCUGCCUGCAGGAGGCUGUGCUGUUCCAGCCCAAGCAGAGCAAGGAGCAGAAACCCUCCAGACUCCACCAGGCUUGCUCCCCAGCAAAGGGAGCUUGGACUUCUGGGGAGAAGGAGUGUGGAUUAAAAAUGUAUAUGAAACAAGCCUGGUUCCAGAAAGGAGUGAUCAGCCUCAGGUGCAAAUUCAGGAAACAGGCAGGGAGCGAAUCUCUCUCAGCCAGAUGCCAGCUUUCUCAGAGUCUGCAUCCACUGGGACCACGACAAAUUCCUUCCCCAACUUGGGAGGGACCCACAAAGAAAAUGCAUCAUUGACUCAAUACCUGGAGGUUGAAAACUGUGCCCGAGACCCACAGCAGGAAGAAAACCAAGAUGGAGCAGGGCAUGCCCCUGGACGUUCCUGGGGAGACCUAGGACCUGCGCCGAACACCCCGGAAGCCAGUAGUGAAAACAUGCCCCUGUGCGAGCUGUCAGUACACUUCCCCCAGGGGAACAGCCCUGCCCCCAGAGGGCCCCAGCUUCCCUCUGUCGCUUCCCCUGAACUCGUACAUACCGUCCCCACCCUGGAAGCUCUGUGUGAUGGGCCAAGGGACAGAGAAGCAGCGUGGGGGACGGAGUGCCUUGAAGCAGGUGACCAGGAAACAUGUGAUACCAUGGGUUCUCUGGUUGGAGCCCCAGUUGGUAAAUAUUUGCCUCAAGAAAUUUGCUCCAUGGACUCUGAGCUGGCAGGUCAAUACAAAGUAUCAGAUUUAUGGUCCCCUGAUGACAAGACACUGGACGUCCUUUUGCAGACAGGAGGUUCUGAGCCUCCCUGGUCUACAUAUGAAAGCAGCAAGGAGAGGAACUCUGCCAUGCCCCCUCUUUUUAUCAGCACUUUCACUUGGAACCUUGCUCCCAGAGCCAGUAAAGAUGCCCCUGGGGACAAUCUAGCCAAAGCGGAGAAUUCCACCUCCGCAUUGGCCUCCAUGGUAAAGGCUGGCCAGGAGAGGUUGAGCCCCAGCAACUCAGGGUGGCUUGAGGAAAGGCAGCCUCCCUCUUCCGAGAAUGGCUCUCCUGUAGGCUUUAAAGAGGGCCGUGACGAGGGCUCCAGAGCCCAGGAAACUGCAGACACGUGGGCCAGUCAUAGCUCAAUAGUGUUUUCCCAGGAGACGCCAACAAUGUUAACUGCUAAUCUUGAGUGUGCUAAGGUGACCGGGGAGGAUGGGGACACAUCAGCUCUUAGCACUGCCACCCAAGUCCAUCCACUCAAAUACCUCCCUGUUUCAAUGGCUGGGAACAGCCAUGCGGGUGGCCUUGAGAGCUUACCUCGGGCCCCGGGAGAAAAUACUUCCCACCUUCCUCCCGAUACACAGUUGGGUCGUACUUUAAACAGUACUGCAACUGAAUCUUCAAAAGAGCUACCUCGGGUGGCUCCCAGUGGACCAGAAGCCCAUGUCUGUGUUCUUCAGCCCCCAGAGGGAAAGAGUUUAUGUGGCACUUCUCCUGUCCAGAUGGAUGACUGGUCUGGAAAGAGGCAGACCCUGCACAGAGCAGACGAUAGGAGCCUAGACGAGAACUUCCCAGAAAAAGGAAGUGAGACAACACAGAGGGCUCAGCAGGGUUCUCCUGACGCAGAUUUCCAAGAAAGUUUGCCCACAGCAUCUGUACAAGGGGAAAUAAAUCUAGUUCCCUUGGACAACUCAGCAGCCAACUCCAGGGAGGAGAGAGGGCAGAGCCCAGGCUUGGGAACUAGUGUGUCCAUGGUGGCAGAAUCUACCACGGAAAGUGCCAGGGGGGCUCUCAGCAAUGUUCCACCUCUCUGUAAUCUCCUUCCGGAGGGGUCUAAAGAGAGCGGUCCAGGCUAUGGGGAAGCUGGUAGAAAACUGAAGAUUAUAACUCUAGAGGCUUCUGUCUCAGAAACCUGGCCACCGAGACAAUGGACAGGUUCUAAGUGCAAUGAGUUGGAAGGUGGUCUCAUGAUCCCUGACAGGGUCUGGGCUGCCUCUGAUGUUCUAAAGGCAGGGGCUGCCAUGCCUGAGCUGGCCUCCCCUGAAGCAGCGUCAUCCUGCAGUCCUCGGACUGGGCCUGGCUCAGCCUCUGCCAACAACAGAGACAUCCAUGGAGGGAAAGACAAAGCCAGCAACACACACUGGAGCAGUCUGCCUUCCCAGUAUUUGAGCCAACCCAGACUCCUGGAGUCGUCUGUGGAUCCUGUGGAUGAAAUGGAAUUGUGUGUGUCGGACUUGCUACCUGAGGCUUCCAAAACUGGAAGGAGGGAAAAUGUUAAUGUGAGUCAAAAUCCCCUCGGGAUAGAGCGUCCUGCCUUCCUUAAACAGCUCUUGGCCUGCCCUCAAAUUCUAGAGUCCUCUGUAGAUCCCAUCGAAGGACCAGGUAUGAUGGAGUGGAAGGCCAGGGUGGAAACACCAGAGCUUCCUGAACCCCCACUGGAGGUCAGAGUGGAGAGGAAAUUGAAUAAUGGAAACUUCGCCCAGAGAGUAGAUGUCCAGCCCGCUGUCUGGCAAGUUCUGUGCCCCCAGCCAAGUGGGGAAAACAUUCCAAACGUAAACAGCAUCACCCAAGGUCAAGAGGACAGUGAGAGAGGGGAGGCAGGACAAAGUCAACAUGACAAAGCCAAGGGGGAUGUGCAGUCUGCCAUUUUGCCAGCCCUGGGUCCUGUUGAAGGAAGGGAGACCAUUCCAAGCAGAUGCAGCAGAAGCCCAGUAGAAGGCGGUAAUGAGAGGCGCUCGGGGGAGCCCGAACCCAGGAAAAAUGACAAAGCAGAAUUAGUUUUCCCCAUUUUACCUCUUUCUAGCCAUCUUGCGGUAAUGACUCCUGCAUCUGUUGGAGCUGAUAGUCACCAUUCCACAGGUCAAAGUCAUGAUGUCCCUGGGAAUGAUCUAAGGGAGCCCAGAAGCCAGAAUGCAUGUUCUGACUCAGAGAGGGGAGCUGUUAAGAGCGAAUAUGGGAGCCAUUUGCCCCCUUCUAGUGGUCUCACUCAGGGGGCUCUUAUGUCAUCUGAAGGCAGUGUCACAGACUUUUCCAGAAGCCAUGACAUUGAGGAAUGUAAAAUAGAGGGGCCCCCAAUUGGGGAAUCCAAGCCCCCAGGCACAUCGGGUUCCCCGACGGUGACACUGGCACUCAUUUCCGGAGAAGGCGCAUCAGAGAAAGUUCCUAAGGUGCUGCAAGGCCCUUGUCAACAGGGCUCCACCCUGGGCCAUGGGGAGAAGUUGGGAGAGGAGAAGGCUGGCCACGUGGUGGCCCAGGCUGGCAGCCUCCCAGGGGCCCCUCCGGCAGGGACAGGCUCAGAGAAGGUCAAGGAGAAGCAAGCAACCCCAGGGAGUGGGUGUUUGGCUGAGGGUGUAAAGAGGAAGAUUCUGUCCAGAGUGGCUGCCCUGAGGCUGAGAUUGGAAGAGAGAGAGAACGUGAGAAAGAAAACGAUUCUUCUUAAAAAGAGUCCUAAACUUGAACCCUCGGUAUCGAGCACCGAUGAGAAAGAAGACCCUCAAAGGCCUCCUUGCAAACCUGAGGGAAGAGCUCCAGUGUUGCUGAAAAAGAUCCAAGCCGAGAUCUUCCCCGACCACCCUGGAAAUAUAAAAUUAAGCUGUCAGUUUGCAGAGAUUCAUGAAGAUUCUACUGUCAUGUGGACAAAAGACUCAAAGCUGAUAGCCCAAGCGCAGAGAAGAGCGGGAGAUGACUCCGCUGUGUCCUUGGCCAUCGUUCAAGCCGGUCCGAAGGACCAGGGCCUCUAUUAUUGUUGCAUCAACAACAGUUAUGGGAAAGUGACAGCUGAAUUUAACCUCACGGCGGAAGUUCUCAAACAACUUUCGAGUCACCCGGAUAUGAAAGGAUAUGAAGAGAUCGAAUUCAGUCAACUCAUUUUCGAAGAAGACUUCCUCAAUGGUAGCUACUUUGGGGGCCACCUGCGUGGUCAAAUUGCCACGGAGCAGCUGCAUUUCGGGGAAGGGGUCCACCGGAAGGCCUUCCGAAGCACAGUGAUGCAAGGUCUCAUGCCGGUCUUCGAGCCUGGUCAUGCCUGUGUGCUCAAGGUACACAACGCUGUCGCCUACGGGACCAGAAACAACGAUGAGCUCAUCCAGAGGAACUACAAACUUGCUGCCCAGGAAUGCUAUGUUCAAAACACUGCCAGAUGCUAUGCCAAGAUCUACGCCGCAGAAGCACAGCCUCUGGAAGGCUUUGGAGAAGUGCCAGAGAUCAUUCCUAUUUUUCUCAUCCAUCGACCUGAGAACAACAUCCCCUAUGCCACAGUGGAGGAAGAGCUGAUCGGAGAGUUUGUGAAGUAUUCCAUCAGGGAUGGGAAGGAGAUAAACUUCUUGAGAAGAGAAUCGGAGGCUGGUCAGAAAUGUUGCACCUUCCAGCACUGGGUCUACCAGAAAACAAGUGGCUGCCUCCUGGUCACAGACAUGCAGGGUGUAGGAAUGAAGUUAACAGACGUUGGCAUAGCAACGUUGGCUAAAGGGUACAAAGGAUUUAAAGGCAACUGUUCCAUGACUUUCAUUGAUCAAUUCAAAGCACUACACCAGUGUAACAAGUAUUGUAAGAUGCUGGGGCUGAAGUCGCUUAAAAACAACAACCAGAAACCGAAGAAGCCAAGCAUUGGGAAAAGCAAAAUUCAGCCAAACUCCACAACCGUGAAGAAGCUGGCGUCUGGGGCCCCAGUGGAAAAGAGAACCUAACAUGUCCUGUUAAUGGACAGUCACCAUCUGGCAGCACACAGCCUUGUGGGGCGAAAUCUGAAAACACCCAGAAGGGAACACGUAGGCUGCAGAGGCUCGUGUGAUCACCCCCUUUCCCAGCUGCCUGUGCUCCAAGUGCCUCCACAGCCGUCACCUGCUGUCCCCACUGAGAUGAUUUUUGGAGCAGGAUUUGUGACCAGACCGAGGGAGAGACUGAACUGUCCGUCUCCAAGAAGUCCAUUUUGUCUCCACCUUUAGCAUUGGUGUACUGACCUCACAUUAUGUGUCUGUGUCUUUGCACUUGGUUGUCUUGUCAAGGACUUGGUCCUGAGCAGGGUCUGUCCACAGCCCAGAUCCUCCCCGUCCCCAUGCCUAAUCUUGGGAUUUCUAGACACUUCUAGCUUCUCUAGCAACAGAAAAUAUGAAUCCCUUCAUUGGGUCAAGCUGUUGCACUAGACUCGAUUUUGCUGUUGUGGCUGGAGGGGGCUCCCGAAGCGUCAGGCCAUUUCCCAUCGUGUUUCACAAUCCAAGGAUAAUGUUCUGUUUAAUUAAAUUCAUCUUUAGACAAAAAGCGUAAGGUGCAUAUAUUAGCAUAAACACUAGUUCUUUGGAAUUGGUGCCCUAUUUCACAUUUCCCCUGGAUUAGUAAUUUAAUUUCCUAAUACGUCUACCGAAGCACAAAAUACUUGCAUCUGGGUUGUUCCCUGACCUUAUAGGUACUACUUGGGUUUGAUCCACUUUCUCCUUUGCUCUCUAAAUUCAAGCUCCCUAAACCCAGGGCUGCCCCAUGCGGGAUAACUCUGGAAGGUGGGUACAGAUCCUGGCUGGGGCAUGAAAGCUCCCGGGGUCCAGCCCCUCUCACCUAUUCCGCUGGGGUCUUCUGCAUACCAGUCUGGGUCCUGCCCAGCUCCGGAGCAGAAUGGCCACAGCAGGUCACACUGGGCAAGAGGAAACGUUGUAAAGACAGUUCAGCCCAAACUGUGUGAGAAAUGUCUCCAGCUGGGCCCCAGCAGUGUGUAGCUGUUACUGUCUAAUCAAUAAGACUAUUUUUUGGAGCAGUUUUACUUGUACAGAAAAAUGCCUGGAAAGUACAGGGAGUUCCCACAUGGCCCCUUCCCCCCAUUCCAUUAUUUCCUUCAAGUAUUAGUCUCUUAACUAGUGUGAUGCAUUUGUUAUAGUUGAGCCAAUAUCGAUGCAUCAUGAUUCAUUAAAGGCCAUAGUUCACGGUUCACUCUGUGCUCUCAUCCUCAGGGUUUUGACACACUUACAGUGCCGUGUAGCCCCCAUUACAGUAUUGCAUAGAAUCGUUUCACUGCCCUGAAAAUCUGGGCUCCACCAAUUCAUCCCUCCUUCCCCGGAGACCCAAGUCCUGGUAGCCACCAGAUGUUCUACUGUCCCUGUAGUUCUGCUUCAUACAGAAUGUCACAUAGGAUCCUACAGGUUGGAGCCUUUUCGGAUAACUGGUGGUUCUUUAAGGUGAUUCAGCUGCUGCCUGACCAUUUCUGGGAGGAUUCUUAGGCCUCCUCUGAGGAGUUUUUUCAAAUUUGAAAGUGGCAAUGAACUCCCUCACCAUUUCCUUGUGAAAAUGCAGGCUCUGAUUUGGUUGGUCUGGGGUGUGGGCCUGUGACCCUGCAUUUCCAUCAUGCUCCCAGGGAGCCUGCCUGCUGGCCCGGGGCAACCCUUAAGAGGGGUGUCUAGACCACAGGGAGAGGGGGAUCCUGAGAUGUUGAGGGGAGUGACUGCACCUGGAGGUCAAACAGCAGUCAGCUGAAGGAAGCACUCGGCUUCUGAUCUGGGAGGCAGCAGCUUGGUGAUGGGAGAAAUACGAGAUGCUGGCUGUGUGCAGCUGCUCCGGGGCGGUGGUCCUCAAUAGGAGGCUUGAGGCUGCUUCUGCUUUAAAACACACUCUCCCUGGGCACGGGGUUUAGAUCAAAAAGAGAACCUAGAUGGAAUUUUUGUUUUCAUUAGAGAUCUGAAGGAGAAAACACUUCAGCUAGUCAUAGCUCAUCUUUUUCAGAAAAUCUGCUAUCUCCAGCUUUUCUUCUGAAGAUAUUCCCCCAGCUACAGAUUACAAAAGGCUCUUUUAUUUAUUUAUUUAUUUAUUUAUUUUUGUGAGGCAGCCAGUAGCCUGCUUUCCCCACCGAGAUCCUACAGAUGUAUUUGGCAGUGGUGUUCUAGAAAGCUCCAUGAUAACAAAAAGGCACAGGGCACAUUUUGAUUGAAAUGAGUGUAUAUACAUCAGUGUGGGUGUGACCAAAAACCCUCUCAGCAGACCAAGGAACUUUCUUUGGUCAUAAUUUGUAAUGAUAAAAACAAUAUCAACACACAUGUUUAAAAAUCUUAAGAAACAUAUAAAAAGGUGCAAAAUGAAAAGUCAAAGUCAUCCUGAAACCCCCCUCCCCCCACCGUUGGCUUUGAAUUUGGACUUGGAGAGACAGCUGAAGGGAAAAGGUUUUCUCCCAGAUUUGGUGUUUUGCAGGCAGCCCGUGGGAUGGCUUGGAUGGAGCUGUUCCUUCCUCCUCUUACAGAUGCUUAGAUUAUUUUUCAAAGUGCCCUUAUUUAUCAUAAUCUGAUUUCAUCUGUUUAGAAACACUUGGAAGAACAGGGACAGAAGGGGUGCCCGCAGUGGGGGAUUUGUCCCAGCCAGCACUCCCAGGGACUGCCUUUGUGGGGCUGUGUGGGCAUCUGUCCAGCCACUCAAACCUUGACCUCCUGUUCUGAGAUAAAUGGUGGUUUUUCCUCGCACAGAUAAUAGCCGGAGUGCAUUGUGAGCUCUUGCACCAAAGCAUUGUUCUGGGGCAUUUUUCUAAUCGUUUUGUACCACAUCCAGACUCUACGUUUUUUCUCUUGUCUCAGUAAGGGUAAGGGGUUCAGAGGUCCAUAAACACAACAAACUCCACCUGGGACUGAGCUCGGGUGGCCUGGUGGGUCCAGCUGGGGCUUCUGUGCCAGAUGCCUGCAGGGUGGUCAUACACAUAGAAGCCAGUCUGUUUCCUGAAGGGCUUGACAUUGGAUCCCUGAUGGGCAAAUGACAAAAAUAGAUGAACCCCUCAUUAAAGUAGGCUUGCGUUUUCCACAGCAGGUCUAUCACUAAUGAGGAUGGCAGAGAGAUGAUGACUUCUUGCCAAUGGCAUUGUGUUCUGGGGAGGUCUGGUUUGAGAUGUGUGGCUGGCUGGCUGGUGUGAAUAUUUCAUGUUUUCUUAUUGUACCAGCAUCCCCAGCCAUGCUUCUUAUAAGCCUCACAAUAGCAAAGGGUUCCAAUGGAUUUUACUAUAAAAGAAUGCCCAACGAAGUAAUAAUUAUUUUCUAAUUAUAAAGUGCUCUCUUUUC
Messenger RNA from Sus scrofa (pig), 10554 nucleotides. RefSeq names its product alpha kinase 2 (gene ALPK2). The record is from RefSeq and is a predicted model, not a curated record. NCBI's taxonomy places the organism in Eukaryota, Metazoa, Chordata, Mammalia, Artiodactyla, Suidae. Gene Ontology annotation, biological process: protein phosphorylation. Gene Ontology annotation, molecular function: protein serine/threonine kinase activity; ATP binding.